Molecule: messenger RNA, 1418 nt
Organism: Exophiala xenobiotica
Lineage: Eukaryota; Fungi; Ascomycota; Eurotiomycetes; Chaetothyriales; Herpotrichiellaceae
Exons: 1
Coding region: 1-1350 (449 amino acids)
Biological process (GO): retrograde transport, endosome to Golgi
Cellular component (GO): cytoplasm; late endosome
Molecular function (GO): oxidoreductase activity
Source: RefSeq, a predicted model, not a curated record
AUGAGCACGGUCAUUAUAGGAGGAGGCAUCAUCGGCCUAUCAAUGGCGUAUUAUCUCUCCUUAGCUACGCGAGCAACCGGAAAUACAGCCAUACAUAUCAUCGACUCUUCGCCGGCAUUGUUGACUUCGGCGAGCGGUUAUGCCGGAGGGUUUCUUGCAUCGGAUUGGUUCAGUCCAGCUGUCUCGAGUUUGGGCGCGCUCUCAUUUAGACUGCACCGUGAAUUGGCGGAGGAGCACAACGGUCAGCGGAAAUGGGGGUACGCUGGGAGCCACGUUUAUAGCCUCAGUGUCGACGACCACGGCAUCAGCAGCAAAGGCAGUAAAGGCAGUAAAGGAAGGCGAGAGGACUGGUUACUGGAAGGGACCAGUCGUGCUGGCUUAGUGGAAUCGAAGUCGGACGACAAAGGUGCCAUGCUCAAUGAUGACGGGUCUCCAGCUGCGUUCACGCCGCAAGUCGGGGGGAGUCUGGACACGAUUGCAAAUCCGGAAGAUUGCGCACAGGUUGAGCCGAAGGAACUGUGCGAGUUCUUGCUUGAGGAGAGCAAGAACAAUGGCGUGCAAGUGCAUCUGUCAACCAAAGUCACUGCCGUGUUGACGGAUAGCGACGGCACCUUGAAAGGCCUGAAACUGGAGUCGACAGGAGACCACAACAACGACUUGGGGGAAAUCGAAUGUCACAAUGUUGUACUAUCUGCAGGUGCGUGGACACCCGGAGUCUUCAAGACGCUGUUUCCACGAAGCAAAACCCGCAUUCCUAUCAGUCCACUUGCUGGCUACAGUAUAGCGGUAAAGUCGCCACGCUACACCGCUCCCUUGGUUGACCCUGAGAAACGACAUAUUGGCGGAGGAGAGGACAACUGGCAGUGCUAUGCGAUCUAUUGCGCACCCGGUCGAUACUGGUCGUAUGCCCCCGAAGCUUACGCUCGACUCGCACGCAAUGGGCAAACGGAAGUGUGGGUUGGCGGCUUGAAUGAUAGCACUCUCUCUUUGCCGGAGCUGGCGGUCGACGUGAAGAAAUUGAUCGAUCCGGGAAGCAUCGAAAGCCUCCGCAAGACCACCGUUCAACUGACUGGGCUGGCCAAAGAAGGCGCGGAGUUAAAUCAAGAUGAUCUCGAGACUGUCAGAGAGGGCCUCUGCUUUCGGCCGAUCACUCAUAGUGGCAUGCCCUUGAUCGGUAGAAUAUCAGAGAAUCAUCUUGGCGGAUGCAAAGUGAACGAUGGUGGUGUCUGGAUCGCGGCUGGCCAUGGUCCUUGGGGAAUCAGUCUAAGUCUGGGGACAGGAUUGGUGGUGAGCGAAUUGUUGUUGGGCAAGAAACCGAGUGCAGACAUCCGAGCGCUGGGGUUAAGGUGACAGCCCAAAAGUAGCUUAUUGUAUCAAGAUGUUGAGCCAUCAUUGAAAAGCGCAAAGCAGCAGAGGCA